Molecule: messenger RNA, 4812 nt
Organism: Hydractinia symbiolongicarpus
Lineage: Eukaryota; Metazoa; Cnidaria; Hydrozoa; Anthoathecata; Hydractiniidae
Product: SUN domain-containing ossification factor-like
Exons: 10
Coding region: 87-4022 (1311 amino acids)
Biological process (GO): protein folding in endoplasmic reticulum
Cellular component (GO): cytoplasm; membrane
Source: RefSeq, a predicted model, not a curated record
GUGCUCUAUAAAGUUCACUGUUUUAUUUUCAGUAGAUAAUAAUUUAUAUAAUAAAAAAAAUGUUAAAGGAAUGAUGAGUUGUAAACAUGGGAAGUAAAUAUCAAGUUGUUUUUAGUUGGACAGUUUUUAUUGUGUGUAUGUCAUCAUGGAUAGGUGGUUUUAUCAGCUUUGCUGACGACUCAAGUGUAGAGAAAGCUGAAAGUGCAAGUGUCAAAAAGAAAAAUGAAACAGCAGUAACACCAUCAAACGACGUUAUUGUGGAGGUCACAAACUCCAUGGAAGAUGAGGAAGAUGCCACAACGUCUGUAGUGAAUGCUGUUUUCUCACAUUCCAUUGCACCAGCUACCCCAGAACUUUUACUAAUUCCAUCAUCAGUGAUGCAGAUGGCUUCAGUGAUCAGCAUGUUGCCACCUGUCAAUCCCUCCGCAUCAAUCAUUCCUAAACAAUCUGCCAAAGCGGAAAUUAACCAUCUUGAAAAUGAAAAUACAAUUGAAAUUGAAGGAAAUACUUUUUCGUAUGAAAGUCUUACUGGUGCAAGUGAGGAAAAUCAUGAUAAGGAGGAAGCCGUGAUUGAAGAUGAAGAGAAACGCUUACCUCAUGACCAAGAGGAGACCAAUUGCGAUGACGCAAAUAGCAAAAUUGCUGAAGAUGAUGACUCUGCAAAAACUACGGAUAUUGAGAAGAAAAGUGAAAAUGAAGUAGAUGAGAAACCAAGACUAGAUAACCCUACUGUCGGUGAUGAUAAAGUUAUUGCUACUAAAAACGAAAACGAAGAAUUAAAGUCACAUGGUGUAGGAAAAAGUCCUUUUGAUGCUGUUGUAGAUGGUAAGAGUGAAAGUAAAAACGGUGUGGUUUAUAGUAAUGAAAGUGAGACGAUACCACCUAGUGAUAAAAAGGAGAAAGAAGAUUCUGAAGGAGGCGAAAAAUCAAAAGAUAGCGGCAUGUUAUCAUUUACAGAAUGGAAGAAAAAACUCGACCUUAAGAAAGAAAGAGAAAAAGAAGAAGAAGACGUUGUUGAUAUUUCUAAGCUCGUUUCGCAGAAGAACAAGACUGUGUUGAAAAAAACAAACAAAAUUAAAAAGAACUAUGCUUCUCUGGAAUGUGGAGCGAAAGUUAUUUCAGCUAACGAAGAAGCCACGAACAUUAUUUCUGUGUUGAAGGAAGACAAAGAUGCGUAUAUGUUGAAUCCAUGCAACGUAAAAGCAUGGUUUAUUGUAGAACUUUGUGAACGAAUUGAACUUCAUUCAAUUGACUUUGCCAACUUUGAAAUGUUUUCGUCCACGCCGGAAUCGUUUGUUGUGCAUGUGAGCAGCCGAUAUCCAACCCGUGAAUGGGAAGUGGCGGGGAAAUUUCAGGGAAAGCCAGAGAAAAAUGUCCACACGUACACUUUCGAAGAAAGAUUUUAUGCAAAAUAUAUCAAGAUUGAAAUUAAAAAGUAUUUUGGAAAAGAACACUACUGUCCAUUAAGUCUUCUCCGUGUGUUUGGAAUAACCGAAGUUGAACAGAUCGAAGACGAAGAUGAACACGAGCAAAGUACAGACGAUGCAAGUAACACUGAUGAAACGCAACAACAAACUGAAAAGACAGACAACGAUAACAUCUUCACCACAGCUAAAAAAGCCGUUGUCGGUUUAGUAAGCGGCAUGGCAAAGAAAUUAUCAGGCCAACCGGAAGAUGAUACAGUUCUGAAAGUAAACAAAACCAAUGAGGACGGAAAAUUACCUGUUGUGACUUUACUUCCUGACAGCAAUGUUGACUUUGACGAAAACUAUUUUAUAAAUGGCGUACCACAGAAACAGUUAGCACAUCUGAACAAGUCUGCGAAUCCUAACUGCAGCUUGUGGUUCAAUUUUGUUUUGUGCAAACACAUGUGUCCAACCUUGAAUUUGCAAUUACAUAAUGUUUCGCGUUAUGUUAAAAAGCAUAGAACAAAAAAAUCUUACAAGAGAUUUAUAAAAGAAACCAAGACAGAGUCGCGUAUAGAUUCUAUAAUUGUGAGUAGUUCUGAAACUUUGUUGGAUAGUUCUGAAAUUUUAGUAGAAGAAAAUUCAGUGCCUCCUUUACCUGUUCCACCGUUGGCUGUGACAGAGUCUAUGGAAGUUAGUGUUGCAUUUAAAUCCUCAGCUUCCAGCUCCAGUGUCGUAGAAAAAACUACGUCUGUUUAUAAAGCAGUAAACAUUGAGAGCAAAAACGACAUAGCAACUACGCAGAAAAGCAAAGUAGACAAACAAAUGUGUUCCAAAGAAACUAUGUCACUUGACGUACGCAGCGUUGUACCGCCUAAUCUACAGCCUUCCUAUGGGGUGGACAUAACAACUGCGUUAUCUUUGGCUACACAGUCGCUGGAUGCUGUGCAAAUCGAGAGUAAAAUGGACAAAAAAACGACCAGUAGUGAAACCAGUACAAAACUUUUUUUUAUAACUUCAACAUCUUCUUUAAAAUCAGUUGAAAAAACGCAGGAAUCUGUGGAUGUUUUAGAAUUUAAAGUCAACGACACUGUCCAAGGCGGUAUAGUUGCUGAAAAAAUUUUGGAAAAUGAAACAAUAAGUCGUGCACAAUCACACACCACCUCGACCACAGAUAUUUUAAACACAUUGGAAAUGGAAACUAAUGAGGAGAGUAUUGAAAUUACCGAAACAGAUUCAAGUCAAAAGUAUGCCUCUAGUGACUCUACAACUGCACGGCAAAAUAAAACUGAUGCUGUAGACGUCUCUUCAUCCUCUUUUUCAGUAAACAGUCCUUCCGAACAGUCCCUAGAAAGUUUGACAGCAUCUAGUACGGAAAUGUUACCUUCGGUAUUAAAUACAACCCCUCCUAAUACAGAAACGCCUUUUAAUAUUUCACCUUCACCAUCUCGUCAAGUGAUGUUCAGCAUUGUUCAAACCACAGAAAGUGACAUUGUUACUGUUUCCACAACAGAAAGUGUGUCGAUUGAAUCAGAAGCGGUUAUUACUGAAAACACUAUUGUCUCCUCCACCACUCAAGUGAAGAAUCCAACAGGACUUUCAGGUAGCAAAGAAUCCAUUAUUGUUAAAUUAAAUGCUAAGGUUAAAGCGUUGCAGGCGAAUCUCACGAUGAGCAUGAUGUACCUAGAGGAGAUGAGUGAAAGAUAUCGAGCUGCAGUGGAAGAAGUAGACAAGCGCCACGAGAAGAAAUCAUUUGCACUGAAUGUUAGCUUGAAAAGUCAUCAAGAUAUGAUCGAGCUUCAAGCUGCCCUCAUAUCUAACCUUACAAAGAAAGUGGGAGAAUUGACGCAGCAGAUUUUAGAUUUAACCAAUGUCACACAACACCAGCACACAAAACUCUCAGAGACUCAAUUUACUUGGAUGUUUUUGGAAAUUGUAAUAAUGUUAAUGGUUGUAUUAUUGUGUCGUCGCGCGCCUGCUCAAGAACGUGUGGAGGAGAACAGAAGAAGAUACAGUGAACCGGCGAUGAAUUACAAGCACACAAAUGGCACGUUGAAACGACCCUACCUUUCGUCCUCCACUGGAAGCAUUGCAAUGAAUGGAACCGUCCCCCAUGUAAACACACAACAGUCCAGUCCCACCCAUGUUUUAAGCACUUGCAAUGGUACAGUUAAUUGUCCAAGUAAAAGAAAAAGACGAAAAAAAAGUCGUGGUUUAGACAAACAAAUUUUUAGCCAAGACGAAGAAGCCAAAGUGUCGAAAUCAGCUGGCCUAUUAUUUUCUGCAGGAAAUAAAUUGAUCAGUGGUAUUACAGGAGCUUUCUGUAUGCAUAAAGUACCUUCAGAAAAGCCUUCAUUGCAAGCAAGCGCAUUGUUAGAUGGCAUUCCUACUCAAAACGGUUCUAAGCCUUUCACUAAAUCCGAAAAUCACGUCGACUGUGGUUCCAAAUCCUUCGCCAAAUCCAAAAGUUUCGAUCUCCACACGAUUGAAGAGAUCGAUAUGCAUGGAAACCUUUCUCGAUUUUACAGUUCAGAUAUUUUGAACAUAAAGAGCAAGAAAAACAGCCGAAAUAAAGUUCAUAAAUCUGGUAUCGGGAGGUUUGGGUCAUUAAAUUAAAUAUAGAUCGUUAAAUACUGGUUAAGUAAAGGUUUAAAAGAGGUUUACAAGAAUCGAAAGGGUCGCGGUUAAUGUCGUAUGUAGGCACGAGAGUUAUUUUUAUUAUUAGAAAUAUUGUUAGCAACAUUUGAGUAGCCGUUUUUAGAUUUUUGAGAAUUAAUAUUUAUUUGUGGUGGUUCAUUGAAAAUUAUUUAUCGUUUUUUGUUUCUUUCUGGCGUGUUUCGUAGCACUGUUAUUCAAUGUUGUGAAUCGUGUUUGGACUUUGUAAUGCAUUGCGACACAUUCGUCUACAGGUCUGCUAAAGUUUGCAAAAUUAAAAUUCCAUAACAUUUUGUUUUGGGUUUUUUGUAACCAUCAAGAUCUGUUUUCAACUCUGAAAAUAAUUCACAUUUUCCCACAAAGUUAACAUUCUAUAUAUUUGGAAUUAUUUGAAGAAAUUUUUGCACGAUAAUGUUUCGCAGUUUUAGUGAACGUUUUUCGUAAUUUUUCAUGUGUAAGCAUUUUGAGCCAACAUUUGAUAGUUCUUUUUUAGUAAGUUGCAAAAUCCUGCACUAUUUCACAUAUCGGAAUUUCUACUUUUAUAUAUUUCUUAACAUUGUACAUCAUUUCUAAUUUCUUAAUUUCACAUAGAUGUACUACUUGUUAGACUUUUGCAAGUUUUCUUUUUUCAUCAGAGCAUUGAACGAAAAGAUUAAAAUUUUUCCUGUCAUUAAUUUAAUGUUGUUAACUUUAUUUUUGUUUCUUGAAGGAGUUUAACCUUACUGUGAGAAAGAAAGGCGAAUUAAAACCA